AUGUGUUACAGUACCAAAGGAUCUAUGGAGGCAACACGGCUCCAACUUUUGGAAGAGGCCUCCUGGAAUGAUGAAUCGAAGCGAAAAUUAUACAGCACGCCGCUGUUCCCCGGUUUUCCAUGGUACACCGCGACUUCACCUCCUAAGGAGCGCGAACAACCUACGCGGCGCUUUGUCGUCCCGUAUUUUUUUACGUUUCGCGUUUUCGUAAAGGGUCGUUGGGUGGGCCGUGAGCUGGUGGAUGUUUACUCCGAGGAGCAUGUUCAUCACUCCCGCAGUUACUACGAGGCUUGCGUGGAAAAGGGACGCUUGCAGAAAAUCUCGCGAUCGAGGUGCAAUGUCCGACGGAAUCACAUGAAACGAUCUCACACUGCGGGCGAGCCGAGUGGAGCAGAUGCCAGUGCUGGGGAUUCAUCUAAUGCGAACGGACCACUUCAGCAUGGGGACGUUGUUCUUCAUUCGGUCCACCGACAUGAAAUCCCCGUGCGUAUGGGCGCCACGGGCGUCGAGCCCAUAGUUCUAGCGGCGGUGCGUAUUUGUGAAUAUGGAAUUCUGGUUGUGCACAAACCUGCCGGUUUGCCGACUCAUGCAAGUGGCAGGUAUUUCAUGAAUUCCUGCACAGCUAUGCUGGAAUACGUCCUUGCGCCAAGACGUCUGCAUGCAUGGCUUGUAGAGAAGGAUCCACUCCUGCAAUCGUUGGUUUCUACUAUUCACCUUACUGGGAGGGAGCGGGAUGAGCUGCUGGCGUAUUAUCUCACGGAUUCAAUGGAAGAAGACACGGUGCCUAUUGAGCGGCUCCCGCGGCCCUGCCAUAGGUUGGAUAAAGUAACAUCUGGUGUGCUUCUCUUGGGAAUCUCGAAGGUAGCAGCGCGGCGCGUUGGAGAAGCGCUUAUGAGUAAGACGCGGCAGAUGGAGGAGAUUCUGCCACGGCGAUCCCGCUUUGAGAGCGACGAGGGGACGAUUACUUUUGAUAAGUUGCACAUGUCCGGCGCCACAGUCAGGAAACGGUACUUGGCGCGGGUUCGUGGCUGUUUCCCGGAAAAUUCUAUGAAGAUACGAUUUGAAAAUUGUCCUGGGGAUAAAAAUAAGGAAGGCGUGCUAGCUGACAGCAAUGAGAAAGAUACCACAUGCCCCAUUAACGGUGGCUUGUUAAUUGUUACCAAAAACUCUCAUGAAGGGCGCAGAGAUGCAACUGAUGGGAUGAACGUAAAGACUUUUGUGAAUUCAGUUGGUGUACCGGUUCUUUUCACCUCUCCGUUGCGGCAGUACAGGUUCAGUGAAAAUGAAACGAUAUAUGAAGAUUUGAAUGAAUCGUAUGGGACCCCUAUCAAGGAAAUGUUUUGUCAGGAUGCUAUGACGCUGUGUCAGCCGCUACGGCACUAUCAGAGUGAUCACUCCCACCAUAAAGAUGCAGGAACGAACACCGAAAGUCUUGUCCACUGCGUGCCAUUCUCUGGUCGCAUGCAUCAGAUUCGUAUCCACCUUAGUGAUUGGGGACAUCCCAUUGUUGGGGAUGUGACAUACAAUACAAAUGAGCGAGGGCAUGAUAGGCAAACUUUUUACUUUUGCGUAGACGAGUUGCCAAAAUCUUUUCGUGACAGAUUUUAUGCUUCCGACGAGUUGUGCUGGGAGUGUGGUGGGAAACUUCCUGUGGCUUCUUUUGAUGGUUCCAAUGGGUCCCGCGUUGCCUUGCACGCCUGGCGGUACGAAAUGGAGCAUAAAUCUUUACUUGCCUGCUCGGAUGUGGUCGACUCCGAAAGCAUCACCGAAGGUCAAAUUUUGGGGUACGGUGAGGGCCCACCGCCCAGUUUGGAGUGCUGCUAUGAAGACGCAGUGCGUAUGGAUGUGGGUUUUGUGCAGCGGCAGGGACCAGUUGUUAUUUUUCUUGCACCUCCGCCACCUUGGGUUGUAGAGUAA
This is a messenger RNA of Trypanosoma brucei brucei TREU927, 1917 nucleotides long. RefSeq lists its product as hypothetical. Bases 1 to 1917 code for a protein of 638 amino acids. The record is from RefSeq and is a predicted model, not a curated record. Gene Ontology annotation, molecular function: RNA binding; pseudouridine synthase activity. Gene Ontology annotation, biological process: pseudouridine synthesis. Lineage: Eukaryota; Euglenozoa; Kinetoplastea; Trypanosomatida; Trypanosomatidae. The transcript has a single exon.